Molecule: messenger RNA, 2311 nt
Organism: Opisthorchis viverrini
Lineage: Eukaryota; Metazoa; Platyhelminthes; Trematoda; Opisthorchiida; Opisthorchiidae
Exons: 9
Coding region: 1-2121 (706 amino acids)
Biological process (GO): endocytosis; endosomal transport
Cellular component (GO): plasma membrane; cytoplasm
Molecular function (GO): calcium ion binding; protein binding
Source: RefSeq, a predicted model, not a curated record
AUGGUGAAGGUCAUUAACGACAGGACGAUGGACAGGCUUCGGCUCACCGAACAGGAGAUAGGCUUUUAUUUCGACAUUUUUGAUUCCUGUGAUGUGGAAAAGAUAGGAAAAAUACCAAUGAAGACUUGCACUUCACUUCUUAACAAAGCUGGUCUCUCCCAGAUGACGACCAGAAGGAUUUUGAACAUAUUGGGCGCCGGCCAUGGGGGCUUUCUGGGGCGAAAUCAAUUUUUCACGAUGCUUAGGUUAGUUGCUUUGGCACAAGCUGGUCAGGAGCUCACAACGAAUGCUGUGCAAAUAUCUGGGAGGAACAUUCAAUUACCGAAUUUUUCGCCCGAUGCUGAGAAGAAAGCUAUCUUCAGUUGGAAAAGAAGUCCUGUGAAUGCGGCUGCAAAUAUUUCUCCAGAUACUGACAUUUCGGAGGGAGAGUUCAGGGGUUCCAAUGAGGAUUUCCGUGGAACCCUUUCGGAAAUUUCUACACAUUUGUCCACUGUCUCACCGCCUCGCACACCCACGGCAACAAGGGAUGAGGAGUUGUCGGACAAUGCCUCGGGUUUUACCACUGAUCGAACCGAAACUGAUAAGUGGUUAGAGUAUGGAGAUGAUGAGGAAAGUCUUUUAACAAAGGAGCACAUUGAGCGGACGGAUCCGUAUGGUGUUCUCCAAACAGGGAAAAUGCAAUCAAAUGAUUCCUGCAGUCCUCAUCGAUCUCAUUCCCGCAAAUGUCGCGAACACUAUGUAAAUCGAAGCUCUUCAUCGGCCAGUUCGGGCUCGGUGUCAACAUCCACCUUGAACUCCAAUACAAGCAUAUCUGACGGUACUGUGUGGCACGCCUUAGAUGACGGUACGGUAAUAAAACAUGUGACACCAGAGUGGGCGUAUCGUAACCUAGAAAACAGGCCCAAAAAUCGGGCGAUUUCACCGAUUGUUACCUCUCCAAUACAUACUCCCCUAUCGUCUGACAUUGACAAUACAGAUUAUGAGGUCAGACUCAAGCGCAGUUCACGGUCAAAGAGCAGUGGAUUCGGACUCUGUGGAACGAAAUCUCACACAAAUUACAUUAUGAACGGAACACAAGUUCCAACUGAGUCAAAGAAAGAGCAUCACCAACGCUGGCUUAGUUUGUUUACUUUGCAUCCGAAACGAGAGGUGGAAUAUGCGAACCAGUUUGAAAAUCUGUUUCCAGAUGGCAAAACAAGUAACACUCAACGAGCCUCUUUUUCGGAUAUUCAGCAGCUAUUUAUGACACAAUUCCGGGUAUCUCCUGAGGAUUUGAAGCAAAUUUGGCGUCUGGCUGACCUCGAUCGUGACAAUUACCUGAACAAGGCUGAGUUCUGUCUCGCCUCACAUCUCGCCCACUUGCACGGAAACAAGGGCUUAUCAAUCAAUGAUGCGGUCUCCGCCACAGCUUCCUACAUUGCCAAACACCUGUCGGGUGUGCCAAACUCUAGUUCCCACACAGCGCGUGCGUUUAUCUCCAACGCUCUUUCGCACCGUACUUUCGCCCACAAACCAGCUAUCGAUAUGGUUGAAAGCCAGCAGCAUAGGCCAACCAUGACUGACUUUCAACCAGUGGAAACCGGUGACGCAGAGGACGACUACUCAGUGGCGGAGCAAGAUGCUUUUGGAGAAACAGCGUUGUUACCCGAUCGUGUACCAGGCGACACAAAUCUGUUGGAACAUUUUAGCCCUCGUUCCAGCCACUCCUGUUCUUUGGCCACCUCCUUUUCCGUUAACUCAUCAGAUUCCCAAGUUUCUUCACAGUCCUCCUCAGUCAGCACCUCUUCCUCAAGCGAGGCUGACUCAGAUACUGAAAACCACAAAGAUAGUCCUUCAAGAUUGGUCGACGGCAAGUCGAACUUUAGGAAAGUGAAACACAGGAGAGUCGAUCCGCUUCAGGUGUUAGCCGCAGUUUCUGGCCACCGCCCUUCAAAGCUAGCUCAGUACUCUGGUGGACACCGUCGGCGUUUGCUUGCCUCGCUCAUCCGAGAGGCAAAAGCUGCAAAUCAUUCUCUCCUGCGAUUAAACAACGAAAUACGUGCAGAAUGGAUCGAACUGAACGACCAACAUGUCAAUCUAAGUGCUCAACUUCAACAUUUGGGCCUUGAACCACCCAGCUAAUGUGGGCUUUCCUGUACUGACCCGUUUUCUCCCUUUACUCUGUACAUUUGCUCUGUAACAACAUUAUUUCCCUAUCUUCAUCUCCACAUAUGUACUUCAUAUUCGGGGCUUUAUUACCACCAGGUCAGAAAAUUGCAUGCACCAAUUAUACCAGUCAUUCUAUAGGUGAUUGGAAACAAUAAAUUCCGCA